Messenger RNA from Acanthopagrus latus (yellowfin seabream), 1446 nucleotides. It is a transcript of the gene aldob, whose product is annotated as aldolase b, fructose-bisphosphate. The transcript is spliced from 9 exons. Lineage: Eukaryota; Metazoa; Chordata; Actinopteri; Spariformes; Sparidae. Gene Ontology annotation, biological process: glycolytic process; fructose 1,6-bisphosphate metabolic process. Gene Ontology annotation, molecular function: fructose-1-phosphate aldolase activity; fructose-bisphosphate aldolase activity. Gene Ontology annotation, cellular component: cytosol. The coding region runs from base 157 to 1251 and encodes 364 amino acids. The record is from RefSeq and is a predicted model, not a curated record.
GUCCUCGACAAGCCCCGCCCCCCUCAGCGCCCAGCAGGCAAUAAAUGCAGCUUUGUGCUCUCAGCUCGGCCUUCUCAAUCAGUCCAAUUACUGUUUGGAGCCUUCGGAAGCUGUCUGUCCCCUCUGUUGCCGUCGUUGUUUGACAAAACUCUCAAGAUGACUCACCAGUUCCCAGCCCUGAGUCCAGAGCAGAAGAAGGAGCUCUCUGACAUUGCUCAGAGGAUCGUCGCUCCAGGAAAGGGAAUCCUGGCUGCUGAUGAAUCAACAGGAACCAUGGGAAAGCGUUUCCAGAACAUCAACGUGGAGAACAUCGAGGAGAACCGUCGCUGCUUCCGCGACAUCCUCUUCUCCACCGACGCCUCCAUCGCCAACUGCGUGGGCGGGAUCAUCUUCUUCCACGAGACGCUCUACCAGAAAUCAAGCAACGGCAAACUCUUCCCCCAGGUCGUUAAGGAGAAGGGCAUUGUCGUCGGCAUCAAGGUUGACAAAGGCACAGCUCCUCUGAUGGGCACAGAUAAAGAGACCACCACACAAGGUCUUGAUGGCCUGUCUGAGCGCUGCGCCCAGUACAAGAAGGACGGCUGUGAUUUCGCCAAGUGGAGGUGUGUCCUCAAGAUCUCGGACGGCUGCCCGUCGGCUCUCGCCAUCGCAGAGAACGCCAAUGUCCUUGCCAGAUACGCCAGCAUCUGCCAGAUGAACGGCCUGGUGCCUAUUGUUGAGCCAGAGAUCCUGCCUGAUGGAGACCAUGACCUGCAGCGCUGCCAGUAUGCCACAGAAAAGGUUCUGGCCGCUGUCUACAAGGCUCUGUCCGACCACCACGUUUACCUGGAGGGUACUCUGCUGAAGCCCAACAUGGUCACUCCUGGACACUCCUGCCCUAAGAAGUUCACCCCUCAGGAGGUUGCCAUGGCCACAGUGACCGCUUUGAGGCGCACUGUCCCUGCGUCUGUGCCAGGCAUCUGCUUCCUGUCCGGAGGCCAGAGUGAGGAGGAGGCCUCCAUCCACCUGAACGCCAUCAACCAGGUGCCCCUCCAUCGCCCCUGGAAGCUGACCUUCUCUUACGGCCGUGCGCUGCAGGCCUCUGCUCUUGCAGCCUGGCAGGGCAAAGAUGCCAACAAGGCAGCUACACAGCAAGCUUUCGUCACCAGGGCCAAGAUCAAUGGCCUGGCUUCCAAAGGCGAGUACAAGCCCUCUGGCACGGCUGACCAGGCCUCCCAGCAGUCUCUGUACACUGCCAGCUACGUUUAUUAAAUACUGUAAAUACAUCAACGUUGAAGGGGAAAAAAAACAAAACAGUACAUGGACCAAAUGUGACUACGACCAAAACCCUCAGCUGGAUUUCCCUCUUCCCCAGACUACCAACAGCAGGGGGAGACAUGUUCAAUGUUAAACUACUGUUUGUCUACUCAGUGAAAUGACUGGAAAUAAAUUAAGUGACCAAAGUGA